Messenger RNA from Vittaforma corneae ATCC 50505, 366 nucleotides. RefSeq lists its product as uncharacterized. Lineage: Eukaryota; Fungi; Microsporidia; Nosematidae. The transcript has a single exon. The record is from RefSeq and is a predicted model, not a curated record. The coding region runs from base 1 to 366 and encodes 121 amino acids.
AUGGCAAAGGCACAAACAGUGGAGGAAGAGGCUUCAAAACAACUGCCAGUAACGGAAGAUAACACCAAGAAGAGAUACAAUGAAAGAGAUAUUACGAAGAAUUUUCUCAGAUCAGGCAAGGGAUUUAAAUUACUACUUGAAAUAGGAAGAAAAUACAAAUACACCAACAGCUACAGUAGCUCUUCAGAUGUUCUCAAAGAAAUAGAAUGCCUGAUUGAUAUUUAUUCUACUUGGACAGGGUCGUUUCCUGUUAGAAAAAACUUAAAGAUUUCAAAGUAUGAUUUUCUCAAACAUGUUGAAGACUUUUGCCUUGAAAGAGAAAAUGCCGAGGACCUUGAAAAAAUCGUUGACAAAAGCUUAAUGUAG